Cuscuta epithymum is the source of this 847-nucleotide messenger RNA. Lineage: Eukaryota; Viridiplantae; Streptophyta; Magnoliopsida; Solanales; Convolvulaceae. The record is from the annotation of a GenBank genome assembly.
AUAUAUCGUCCAUCCCUCCUACCAAAUACAAUCGCAAAUUAAGAAUUAUACUCUUAAUUUAUCAAAAUACGGAGUAUGUAUAACACCCUAUUCGUUAACUAACCACCCACCGACACGCAUGCGCUAAAAUGGCAAUAAAAGAGAAAGCGCUAUUGGGUAUUGUUGUGGCAGGGAAUGUUGUCGCAGCAAUUUGUGGGAUCAUCGUUGUCGUACUCCAUGUCGCUCCAAAGGUAGACACCGCAACACAGGUUAUAGCAGGAAUUGGCAUUGUUUGUGCUGUUAUAGCUCUUGGCUUUUUUGGAUGUCAAACUGGCCGCAAAAACCGCAUUUUGCGAUGUUCGGUCCAUGGGUGGCUUUAUUGGAUCACAUGGCUGCUAACCAUCGCAGGAGGGUUAUGUGUAGUGUUUCGAUUAGUUCCAAUCGGUUUUGGAAUUGCUUUUUGCCUCUUCGCCGCGGGGUUUGCUUGGUGGUGCUACUCCAUAAAAGCUGCGGACUCUUCAAAUUAAACGUCAAUUUCGUAGAACAAACUGGCUGGUUGUCCAAGUUUUACAAUUCUAUUUCCUCAAAUACGAAAUUACGUUCUCAAGAAACUAAAGGCUAAUCUAUCUAUUUCAUCAGCAAUAUGUUAGCCUGCCUAGUUUAUGUUUCUGUUUCUCUUUCUCUUGGUAGGAUCCCAAAUCCAAAUCUAGUAAUCAUUAUUAUUUAUUUACUCUACAUCUCCAGUCUUUAUAAAAUUUAAUUAAUACAAGGUCUCAUACCUUGUUACUUUAUAUUAUUAUAGAUAUUCAUGUAACUCUUAUUUUUAAUGGGUAUGAAGCAUUAAAUGUCUAAUUGGAGGGAAAAGCAA